GCCGGGCCUGUAGUGGUGCCGGACGGCGAGCGCGGCCUGUGCGGGUGGUGAGUGGGCCCGAGGCGGGAGCUGCGGAAAGUUUGCGGCCCUGUGUUCCUGAUCCCUCGGGUGGAGCUAUCCGUGUGUGCAGCAGGAUUGUCCAAGCCAUGAUCGAAGUGUUGGCCAAGCUAGGCCGUGGGCCUGUGUUCCUGGCAGGGGAGGUGCUGGAGUGUGUGAUCACCUUCACCAACCCAUUAUCAGCCUCGUCGACCUCUGCCAGCAGUGAGAUGUUGGCAUGGGCCAGUGCCCAGAUCCACUGCCAGUUUCACACCAGCGAGAACCGGGUGGCACUCCCUCCCUCUGAUGGCAGCAAGCACGAUGUGCAGGCCGAGAAUGAGACCGUCUUUGUCCCCAACAGAGGAGAGCGGGGUCAGUGUAUCCUGUCCACCCCACCAAAGAUCCUCUUCUGUGACUUGCGACUGGAUCCUGGGGAGUCCAAGUCCUAUUCAUACUGUGAGACGCUGCCCGUGGAUGGUCCCCCCUCUUUCCGGGGACAGUCUGUGAAGUAUGUGUACAAGCUGACCAUUGGCUGCCAGCGCGUCAACUCCCCCAUCAAGCUCCUGCGCGUGCCCUUCCGUGUCCUCGUGCUGCACGGGCUCAAGGAUUACCAGUUCCCACAGGAUGAGGCUGUUGCACCCUCAAACCCAUUUCUGGAGGAGGAGGAUGGCUUGAAGAAAGAUUCUCGCCUGGCAGACCUAGCGACAGAACUGCUCAUGGUGGCCACAUCCCGACGCAGCCUGCACCUGUAUAACAUCAGCAACACUCGUGGGAAGGUGGGGACGUUCUGCAUCUUUAAGACUGUGUAUAAGAUUGGAGAGGAUGUCAUUGGGACCUUCAACUUCUCAGAAGGAGAUAUCCCAUGUCUGCAGUUCUCAGUGAGCCUGCAGACAGAGGAGAGCAUCCAGGAGCAGUUCCAGCGCCGGCGGGGGCAGCCUGUCUCCUUCACCGUGCACGCCCGCCAUCAGGAGUCCUGCCUGCACACGGCGCAGAGCAGCUUCAGUCUGCCCAUCCCUCUCGGCUCAACCCCAGGAUUCACCACCAAUGUCGUGUCCCUGAAGUGGAGGCUGCACUUUGAGUUUGUGACUUCUGGGGAAUCAGCGGGGACUUGCUUGGUUCGUGGGAGCCAAUCGGAGGCUGUCACCUGGACUGGGGUGGAGCAGAUGGAAGUGGACACCUUCAGCUGGGACUUGCCUAUCAAAGUUCUUCCCACCAACCCCAUCCUGGCUUCCUAUGUAUCUCAGUUCUCCAGCACUAACUCCAUCACCAUCUGAAGUAUGGAGGGGUUAUUUGCCUGCAGAGCUGUAAGCAUGUGCCACCAGUGGGUAUGGCAGGCGGGACUGUCACCAAUGUGCUGUGGUGUACAUAUCCCAAUAUCCCCUUGGAUCCAUCUGUGAUGCCCAGGUGGCCAUCGGGCAUGUCUGUCCUGACCAUGGGUGGAAGAACGCUGCUUGAUGCAGUCUUGUGCUUGCAGCCCUCAGCUGGAGUGGGACCCUUCCUGCCUGGGUGAGGGUGCAAGUCCCAGCACUCAGCAAACAGAAAUCUGCCUUCCCAGGAAAUCACUGAUGUGCCUUUAUCCCAUAUGGGGCUUCCAAGAAGGAAAGGCCCAGGCCAGGCAGGGGAGAGGGGGAGCUCUUCCAGUGAAGCUUCAUACCAGCCUUGGAUGAAGGUUGUGCCCUUACAGAGAUCCUACGAGCGGAGGUCUGGCAUCCAGGUGAAGCACAGUAGCCACCUGGGCUGGGUGAGAGCCUGCUCUCCUGCGCUGGUACAUCUCCUGCCUCUUGGAGCGUUGUCCCACACAUGCAGUCCAGUGCCCCAGCCACCCCCACCUGGAGGAGGCAGGUCCUGGCAGACCAGCCCCAUGCUGCUGGCAUGUGCUGGUCCCCAGGUUGCGGGCCCAUGCUGUGUCAGUACAAUCAUGAUGAUUCAAAACUGAACCCCUGCGCUCUUGUCUACCUGGGCUCCUGGGUGUGAAGGCAUCCUUCUGGUCUUUGGAUCCCUGGGGGGCUGUAAGGAAUGCAUGCUGUGCAUCCGAGAGCUGGCAUGGAGAUCUCCGUGCUCAACAGCCAGCUUCCCAUUUUUACUAAGCAUUCCAAUGAGCUAUCCUCUUUGCAUGGUAAUGUAAUAAACAUCUGAGUGUGC
Messenger RNA from Hirundo rustica (Barn swallow), 2178 nucleotides. It is a transcript of the gene RGP1, whose product is annotated as RGP1 homolog, RAB6A GEF complex partner 1. The transcript has 9 exons. Gene Ontology annotation, biological process: retrograde transport, endosome to Golgi. Lineage: Eukaryota; Metazoa; Chordata; Aves; Passeriformes; Hirundinidae. The record is from RefSeq and is a predicted model, not a curated record. Gene Ontology annotation, cellular component: Ric1-Rgp1 guanyl-nucleotide exchange factor complex; Golgi membrane. The coding region runs from base 147 to 1310 and encodes 387 amino acids.